UACCAUCCUUACUUAUUCCUUGUCUAGUUUGUUUUUUGCUUGAAUUUUCUCAACUUUGCUCAAGUGUUUCCAUUGCCAACUAGUUACGUCUUUAUUUAAACAAGUUCGGCUAGCAGAGGAGAGCCUGAGGAUAGCUCAAGCCUAAAUCAAAACCAGACACGACGGACGCGAUGACCCAAAAAGGUUCAAAUCCCAAAGCAUUAGGCAAGCCAAAAGGAUCUCUCAAUGCUCCUAUUGCAGCUUUUACAAUGGCUGUCAUCCUUUGUUCAUACUGUUUUAGCUCUAUCCGCACUGCGCGGCGAGAUGCCCAGAUCCAAGCUCCGGGGCCCGGUUCUUAUCAGCGAGCUACGCCAUUAGAGAGAAAAGAUGAGUCCUGGGUUCAACAAGCACUUGAUGAGAGUCGAGCACAGAAUGGUGGGAAGGGACGACCUUGAGGUGUAUCUACAGACAUAUAUAUGUUGAAAGGUGUCUUGUGUACAUGUAUAAUAUAGAUUGAAUCCACUACAACAGUGUUUGAUGAUA
This is a messenger RNA of Penicillium samsonianum, 522 nucleotides long. RefSeq lists its product as uncharacterized. Lineage: Eukaryota; Fungi; Ascomycota; Eurotiomycetes; Eurotiales; Aspergillaceae. The record is from RefSeq and is a predicted model, not a curated record. Bases 171 to 434 code for a protein of 87 amino acids. The transcript is spliced from 2 exons.